AUGCCAACGAUUCAACAACUUAUCCGUUCGCAACGCACGACGAGCGAACGCAAAACAAAAUCUCCCGCAUUACAAUCUUGUCCGCAACGUCGUGGAAUUUGUACGCGUGUAUACACAACAACACCUAAAAAACCAAACUCAGCACUUCGUAAAGUCGCACGUGUUCGUUUAACAACAGGUGUUGAAGUAACAGCAUACAUCCCUGGUGUUGGACACAACCUUCAAGAACACUCCGUAGUGUUAGUACGUGGUGGUCGAGUAAAAGACCUUCCAGGAGUACGUUAUCACAUUGUUCGUGGAUCUCUUGAUACAGCAGGUGUAAAAGGUCGUUUACAAAGCCGCUCAAAGUACGGUGUAAAACGUCCAAAAGGAUAA
Messenger RNA from Bathycoccus prasinos, 375 nucleotides. Lineage: Eukaryota; Viridiplantae; Chlorophyta; Mamiellophyceae; Mamiellales; Bathycoccaceae. The record is from the annotation of a RefSeq genome assembly.